Molecule: messenger RNA, 2125 nt
Organism: Pseudo-nitzschia multistriata
Lineage: Eukaryota; Bacillariophyta; Bacillariophyceae; Bacillariales; Bacillariaceae
Source: the annotation of a GenBank genome assembly
AACACACCAAAACAUACUACAGCGUGCAAUCGAUUUAUGCUCGAACGACGUACUUCUAUUUUAAAGUGCAUUAUUUAACCUCGCAAUACUAAGAUACCGACCUACAAUGGAUUUCCUCUAUCCUGUGUACAAUGCAGGGAAGGACUUUCUUUCCAGCGAAACUUUGGUUACGACCGUUAGAUAUGCUGUGACCUUCUUUGUGAUUGCCCUUGUGUCCUAUGCAGUCGCAGUCCAUCAUUACUGGGAAGUACUAUUUGCCGAGAGUAGACUCAAACGAACAAGCCCCCUAUGCCCAUCGAACAAGCAGGCUCCGAAGGUUGGUCGGUAAGUGUCAAGCUCGGCUGUGCCACUCGUAGCGAAAGCACAUUGAGGGAAUGAAUUGCCGGCAAGAUCGUUCCAGACACAGCAAAGCGCCGAAGAUUGUUGAGUUUCUUGUUUGAUCUGUCCCCGGCAAAAAGGAGGCUCACGUUCGCUUUUGGCAUAUUCUUUCCCGGUAACUAGUUUCUCGGUAAACCAAAAAGAAAUCCUGCAGAACGCAGAACAGCACAAAGCCUUUCAGGACUGCGAAUUGAUCCUCGACGUGCAGGAAAAGCAAAAGAACUGGAGAGACAACACCGUCAUCCGUGAACGGGCCAAGCGCAUCGGAUUCGGAGGCCAUAUCGACACGGAGGAGGAAGCAGAUACCCUCGACAUGGAUCACGUUUUCAUCAAAUUUUCCGAUUUUCUGUGGGGAUUCUUGUUUAUCGCGCCAAUGUCGAUGUACUUGUGGAUAAGGGGGGUCUUCAUACUCCAGAUCCGUGCCUUUCUAGCAAAGAAGGGAAUCAUCAAGGUCCAAGAAUGUGACAUCGAACGACUCAUUGGGACGAUGUGCCUGGAGCAGAGCCAGGUCAUCCAUUACUUCGCAAGAACAAAGCCAGGCAGCGCCCACGGAAACAUCGCCGGUUUUUUCUUUCCCAACUUUCCGUACAUCGACAACGAUCUGAAUUUCAAGGUCGCGGACCUCUUUGCGGUGGACAUCGACCUGGACACAAAGAAAUUUGUCAAGGCCAAACUGGACGACGAAGACCUCACGCCGAUGCAAACACUCAUCAUGCUUUGGCACAACACCAUUUCCGCACAGCACGUCAAACUCCACGCUUACGCCAACUGGGGAGUCAACGACAGCAUCAGCCUCAAGAAGACGAACCCCUUCCUUCGCMAGAACAGUGUCGUCACAAUCCUGUACAACUUUUUUGGGUACACUCUCUUUGAGCACUUCAUGAAGGCAUGGGAGAAGCAGGGCCUCAUGUCGAAAGGAUGGUUCGAAUCCAAAACCUUUAUCAAGUGUAUUAACCACGGCAUCCACGAAGGCAUUCGACAACACCCACACAUUUCCGAGCUAGCGAACGAUUCCCGGUUUGUCAACUUUACCAUCAAGGUCCGCUCUAUCUUCAUGAGUGAAUUUGCAAAGCACAAGGAUACCUUUCCGGGAAUCGAUGGAGAGGUAAGUACCUUGCGGUGCAACCGAUGGUUUUGGAUCUCUUUGUUUUUGUGAAACUGUUUCCCGUCGUGCUUUUGCGCGAUCGAUCGAUUGUUGCUUGCUUGCUUGCUCUGUUUCGCUCAUCCGUGCGUUUCUUUGUUCGUCUCUCAAACGCAACACGACACAUCGAAACACCAUGUCACACACAAUGCAAACCGUACGUGUCGACAGGCUAUGUUCAUUGGCACCGUACUCCAUUCGCUCGAUCACACUCUCAUGGAUUGGAACCUUGUCGAUGCUCUGUGGCUCGACGUGGACGACCCAAAGUUUGGUAAGAUGGCGGAACUCGGUCGCAUUGUGAAGGUUGGCUUCGUGUCGGACGUCCCCUUUUUGUAUUUCCACAAGCGGUUCAAGGGAAGCAAGCACCCUUUCUACGAAGCGGUCUACGAGAAGGCAGCAAAAGUCGAUAAGGAUCUCGCCGACAACAUGGAUACUUGCAUCAUCAAGUAGUUGUUGCGGUGGCUUGCUCGCACCGUGUCGACCCACGUGUGUUUGGUGACCGAGGGCCAAGCAACCUGUUUCCCCGUUGCUUCCUAGCCGAUCAUGUGAGCUAAAGUAGCUGCUGAAAUUUUUUUCAAUAUGUAAAAAUUAACUUGGAUACGGUAA